This is a messenger RNA of Megalops cyprinoides (Indo-Pacific tarpon), 1593 nucleotides long. RefSeq names its product tubulin polymerization-promoting protein. Gene Ontology annotation, cellular component: microtubule. The record is from RefSeq and is a predicted model, not a curated record. Gene Ontology annotation, biological process: microtubule polymerization; microtubule bundle formation; positive regulation of protein polymerization. The transcript is spliced from 5 exons. Gene Ontology annotation, molecular function: tubulin binding. NCBI's taxonomy places the organism in Eukaryota, Metazoa, Chordata, Actinopteri, Elopiformes, Megalopidae. The coding region runs from base 390 to 1067 and encodes 225 amino acids.
UUCAACCCCGUUUAAGGAUAAAACACAAACAUAUUCGUCUGGCCGCGCAUCGUUGCACAAACGUGACAUCACCGCGUACAAGAACAUGUAGUCGCUGCAGACCCAACUGACAAGACCGCAGCCAAUCAGCGCGCUAUAUAUCUUUGGGCAUCUUCCAGGGGUUUUCAACCUACCGAAAUGCUCGAGCGCAAGCAGCGGGAUUUGACUGAACGACGCGUUUCUGCUGAACGGUGAUAUUUAUGUUACUUUUGGAUUGAUUUGAGAAGACAGUGAGGUGGGAGAGACGCCAGCAUAAAAAGACCAGCGUGAAGAGACGGCGUGAACCACCUGCAGCAAGCAACGAGGAGGAGCAAACAGACGGCCGGACAGACACGGCAGGAUCAAACGACAUGGCGGAGUUCAAAGUCCAGGUGGCCAAACACCCACCCCACCAAGCCCCCCUCCGGCCCCCCGGCGAGCACUCCAAGGACCGGGCCUUGAAGAGGCUCUCCUCCGAGUCCAACGGGACCAGCGAGGGCGGCGCGGGGGCGGCCACGCCCGUGGAGCUGACGGCGCUGGAGGAGUCCUUCCGCCGCUUCGCCAUCCACGGGGACACGCGCGCCACCGGCAAGGAGUUGCACGGGAAGAACUGGUCCAAGCUGUGCAAGGACUGCGGCGUCAUCGACGGCCGGACCAUCACCCUCACCGACGUCGACAUUGUCUUCACCAAAGUCAAGAAGAAGUCUUGUCGCACCAUCACAUAUGACCAGUUCAAGGAGGCGCUAACAGAGCUGGCCAGGAAGCGGUUCAAGGACAAGACUGCAGAGGAGGCUGCCGAGGAGGUCUUCAAGAUGGUGGAGGGGAAAUCGCCAGUCAUAUCCGGAGUCACGAGAGCUGUGGCAUCUCCGACUGUGUCACGCCUGACGGACACCACCAAGUUCACCGGCUCCCACAAGGAGCGUUUCGACGAGACGGGUCGAGGGAAGGGCAAGGCGGGGCGCGUGGAGAUUGUGGACACGUCGGGAUACGUCUCAGGAUACAAACAUGCCGGGUCGUACGAGAAGAAAGUCAAAUCGCCGCCGAAGUAGAUGUGAGGGACAGAGAGUAGAUGGAAAGUAGUACAAACAGAAAACAACCCUGAUAACAGUUUUCUAAGAACUCCAUGAAAGCACAAAAAAGGACCGGAUGUCAUAUUUUCUCUAAUCGACUGAUUUUUUUUUUUUUUUUGGUGAGUGAGACUUUGUGAGCCUCUCUGUUUCUCUAAUGUGUGAGAACUGGAAUACUGUUUACAUCUGCUCUGACAAAGACACCACCGGCCACUACAUUCCUACCAAACAGCACAUUUACUGCCAAGCUUUCAUUGAACCAACUAGGUCCAUGAAAAUAAGCAACAUCUGAAUUAAUUUUCAAGUGUUAUCAUGUGGGCGAUUAGAAGUACGUGCAAGAUGCUGCAAAUAACACGAUGCCAAGUAAAAACAACAAAGAGAAAAACAAAAGCGGUUUGACAGAGGAGGCUAGCUGUGUCAAGAUUGCACUUUUUUGAUAUUGGCUUUUUUGUGUUUAUGCACAAAUAGUCGUUCUUUCAGGUAUUUAUUUGAGGAAAUGUUGAACAGA